This is a messenger RNA of Penicillium paradoxum, 1425 nucleotides long. Its product is annotated as WW domain-containing protein. Bases 1 to 1425 code for a protein of 474 amino acids. Gene Ontology annotation, molecular function: protein binding. The transcript is spliced from 4 exons. The record is from RefSeq and is a predicted model, not a curated record. NCBI's taxonomy places the organism in Eukaryota, Fungi, Ascomycota, Eurotiomycetes, Eurotiales, Aspergillaceae.
AUGGCGCCCGAGGCCCCUGCGGACACGGCAGGCCCGUCAUCCCCACCGCCUCAACUUCCAGAAGGCUGGCUUCCUCAAUGGGAAGGUGUUCAACGAAAGUGGUAUUACGUGCAGCGCACGACCGGGAAAUCGCAAUGGGAGAUCCCCACCGAACCAGUCGUCCUGACCCCGUCGACAACGCCAAUUCCGAUCGGGACAGGACCAUCGCUAACGCCAACGCCACACCUGACAAGCGACAGUAAUCGGGCAGCAGAGUCAGGGGACACAAUGACGGGCGGGAGCUAUUCGGCGGCGGACAGUGCGAGAAUUUCCAAUUCCCUUCACCCCCAGAUACAUGGGCAGUCCCAAAAUCCAAUGCUUGGAUCUUCCGGGGUACCAGGUUGGUAUUUGAACCAUACCGGACAACAUUUGCCCGGCGGAUAUGGGCAACACCUUCCGGCAAACACACCGGGAUAUGGUCUGAAUCCAUUACAACACGGCCCUGGUGGAGAGAUGAAUGGCCCACAGUCGGCAUUAUAUGCGAGUCAGACCCACCCGAGUUACCAAAUCGCUGGUCUUCACCAUGUGGGCCACAAUAUACCCCCAGCAGCGUGGGGUAAUAAUCCAGGUAUCUACCAAGGUCAUCCAAGUGGUUACAGCGUGGGUCAGAAUCCACAGUCUUUCCAGGGAUUCCCUGCAGGUCCACUGCAUAAUCAUCAGCCGCCGGCAUCGUGGGCAGUAAGCAGCAACCUACAAAGUCAAAUGGCGAGGGAAACGGCUGAAGUAUCUCCUCCCCAGCCCCAAUGGCAACUGCAGUCGCAGCAAGGUCAUUUUGACCGCUCUAACGAGGAGGGCCGUAUGAAUGUGCAUCCAUCCAACCCACCCCGGCCACGAUUUGGGUCAUACCCAUCCCACCAGAAUGAAGAAUCAUCUUCGGUAGAAUUUGGUCGCCGUUCUUCGAAUAGCGCUCUUAUUCACGAGCUGCAGCCCUACCAGUCGUCCCUGGGAAACCCCACAGAAAAUCCACCACACUCUGCAGUCGAUCAGGGUAGAAUCGGCCAAGGCUAUUCUCUCUCACGUUCCCACUCACACAACCCUCCGAAAGAUCCUGCGUUGCAGGGAUUCUCACCGCUGCAACAUGUACAGGGUCAAUAUCAACAGCAGCACAUGAUACGGGCACAUUCGGACAUAUCUCUCACGCAAGACAGCCAACAAUAUUAUAACCCGUUGGCACAAGGUGGUGUCACUCAAUACUUUACGCAGCAUCAGCUUUCUUCUGGUGGCGGGCCAGCCGGAUUUCCCGAGUCGGCACACGUUCAUCAAGUUCCUUACCAUCAACCGAACCAGUAUCCCGAACAUCCACCAGGCGAACCAAGGAGACCUUUGGAGUCACAGUUUGUUAGUGGACCAUGGACCUCAGCCCAGCCAUCUGCUGCGCAGCGGUAG